AUGCCUUUCCAAAUACCGCGUGACGUAGGCUACGAUAAACCCGCCGCACAUUUCGCCUCAGCGAUCCAGUCUCGGCCAAGAGGGUCAGCCUUCGACCCUGUUGAGGAUGGACAAGGUAAUUGCCCAGCUUUGAUACUGGAUUCCGGAGCUUCUGAAGGCUCGGCUUGUGAUAUUGGGCCCUCAAAAGCUGGACCGUGCAACUGA
Letharia columbiana is the source of this 204-nucleotide messenger RNA. RefSeq lists its product as uncharacterized. The transcript is spliced from 2 exons. NCBI's taxonomy places the organism in Eukaryota, Fungi, Ascomycota, Lecanoromycetes, Lecanorales, Parmeliaceae. The coding region runs from base 1 to 204 and encodes 67 amino acids. The record is from RefSeq and is a predicted model, not a curated record.